AUGGCUGCAGCUCUGAUAUUAACACGGUAUGCAAUAGCUAAAGAUGAGCCAUGUGAUGAAGAUGGAAACACUUGCAAAAAUGGAGCUACAUGUAUAAAAGUAAAACAAAAGGCGAAAACACAAAAUCUAUGCAUAUGUAAACCGCAGUUCACAGGAUGGGACUGCUCAGUACCUUUGGAUUUUUGUAAAACACACUGUAAAUCAUAUAGAAAAGAUAUAUCGUGCCAACAGGCAUUAUGUAACCAAGGCACAUGUGUCAAUAGCCAAGAAUACCCAUACUACACUUGCAAUUGCGGACCAUUCUUCUCAGGACAAAACUGUGAAAUGGAGUAUAACCCAUGCAGCCAACAGGCAACGAAUCCGUGUGAUCAUGGAACAUGUCUAUUCAUAAGAGGAACAAACCAAGUAAUCUGCCAGUGUCACACAGGAUGGACAGCUAACCUAAACCAACAAAUCAUGAAACUCACUUGGAACGGGACAGAUAUAUUCGUAUCACCGCCAUGCACGGAACCUGUUAAAAGAGGUAUCACAGGAGCAGCGCCGAUACUCACACCAAAAACCAAAGCCGUAUGGUAUGUCAUAUUCAUUCUAUCAUUGGCGCUACUGCUAUGGAGACUAGCCGCUGUUAUACACGCGGCUAUCGCAAAAAUAACAAAUAACACACAAUGA
Babesia sp. Xinjiang is the source of this 669-nucleotide messenger RNA. RefSeq names its product Cubilin. NCBI's taxonomy places the organism in Eukaryota, Apicomplexa, Aconoidasida, Piroplasmida, Babesiidae. The transcript has 5 exons. Gene Ontology annotation, cellular component: protein-containing complex; plasma membrane. Gene Ontology annotation, biological process: establishment or maintenance of epithelial cell apical/basal polarity; heterophilic cell-cell adhesion. Bases 1 to 669 code for a protein of 222 amino acids. The record is from RefSeq and is a predicted model, not a curated record.